Salvelinus fontinalis (brook trout) is the source of this 4311-nucleotide messenger RNA. Its product is annotated as proton-associated sugar transporter A-like. Bases 243 to 2612 code for a protein of 789 amino acids. Gene Ontology annotation, molecular function: sucrose:proton symporter activity. The record is from RefSeq and is a predicted model, not a curated record. Gene Ontology annotation, cellular component: membrane. Lineage: Eukaryota; Metazoa; Chordata; Actinopteri; Salmoniformes; Salmonidae. The transcript is spliced from 9 exons. Gene Ontology annotation, biological process: transmembrane transport.
AGUGGUUAUCUUACGUCACGUGUGAGAGGGAGAGGAAUAGGGACGAAGGUUAAAGCAGCGAGAUGAAUGCAUCUCAGGAAAAAAAAACAUGAAUUAUCUAAUUCAACGUAAAUAUUAUAAGCAUAAAUAUGAUUGACUUGUUCACCAUCAGAGAAUGCUGAAAUACAUGAGAGAGAAACACUGAUAAGCUCAUGACCAUCUCCUAGUGUGUGCAGAGUAAACUGGGCUCACCCAGCAGAGUGAUGUCCUCUCCAGGAAUGGGCACCCCCAGUGACCCUCUCUUGACCAGCCCAGGAGGGAGGUCAUCAGAGAGGCCAUUGGGUACCACUAAUGACGGCCUCUGGAGAAGCUCCAUGCCCAAGACGGCCAGCUUUCCAUCGUCAACCACGCGCCUCUUGAGUCACCGUGCCAACAACUUCCAGAGACCCCCGAAGUGUUGGAAGCUGAUCAGACCAUCCCCACCCCCACCGCCCAACACCCCCUGCCCCCUGGAUCAGCUGGACCUCAGUGAGCUACCCCCCCGCCGCACCUUCCCAGAGCUGCUCUUCAAUGGCUGCGUCCUGUUUGGCAUCGAGUUCAGUUAUGCCAUGGAGACGGCCUAUGUCACCCCUGUCCUGCUACAGAUGGGUCUGCCAGACCAGUUCUACAGCCUAGUGUGGUUCACCAGUCCUAUAUUGGGAUUCCUUGUCCAGCCUCUCCUGGGAGCUUGGAGUGACCGCUGUACAUCCCGCUUUGGCCGGCGGAGACCGUUUAUUUUGGUCUUGGCUAUAGGAGCUCUGCUCGGUUUAACACUGGUGCUGAAUGGGCGGGACAUUGGAGCUGCGGUGGCAGACACAGCAACCAAUCACAAGUGGGGCAUCAUACUGACUAUUUGUGGAGUGGUUCUGAUGGACUUCAGUGCGGACUCGGCAGAUAACCCCAGCCAUGCCUACAUGAUGGAUGUGUGCCUGCCAGAGGACCAGGAUCGUGGCCUCAAUAUUCAUGCACUACUGGCAGGUCUGGGUGGUGGAUUCGGGUACAUCGUGGGUGGAAUUAACUGGGACCACACUGAUUUCGGGAGAUCAAUGGGAGGUCAACUUCGAGUCAUAUACAUGUUCACCAGUGUCACUUUGGUCAUUGCCACAUGCAUGACCCUCAACAGCAUCCCCGAGCGGCCCCUGCCAAAGACACAGCCUCAGAAGGGCUCUCUAAAGAGCCCCAGCCUCCCUCUACCCCCCUCUCCCCCAGACCCUCAGGGGGCAGGGCUGGGAUUGGAGGAGGAAGAUGAAGUGACUGGGCUCAAUAGCUACCAGUUCUCUGAACCCCGCCCCUCGAACCCUGACACCAACGCACGCCUCUGUGCCAGCCUCACCAGCCCCAUCUCCCCCCUCAGCCCCCUCACUCCUAAAUAUGGUAGCUUUAUCAGUCGGGACAACUCUCUCACUGGCAUUAACGAGUUUGCCUCAUCCCUGGGAACCUCCUAUAUAGACAGUGUGCUCAUCGACUGCUACACUGGACAGCCAUCGCCACAGCCCCUUGACCCAGACACUGCAACCCGACCCCUGCCUCCAGGGGACACCCCACCUCUCCAGAGAUCUCAGCCUGGAACAGGUUCACAGUCUGUAGCAGUGACAGUGACCCUGGCUGGGGCAGGAUCCCAGGCCGGGGCAGGGGAGGCUCAGAUCGGGGGAGGGUCCCAUCGAGGUUCAUCCGCUAGUAUCUUGAAGCGCCCUCAGAGCCUUGCACUAGUGGAGGAGUCCAUGGUGACCCUGAGUGGAGGGAUGGAAAAUGGUCGCAGAAGAACAGUGACCUUCAGUCAGCAGGUGGCAAAUAUUCUGCUGAAUGGGGUGCGCUAUGAGAGUGACCUGAGUGAAAAUGUGGAGACAGCAGAUUCACAGAUGUCAAUGAGUAUGCUGUGUAUCGCCAUCUACAGGAUGCCUCCGUCACUGCGCAGCCUCUGCACUAACCAUUUUUUGGGUUGGCUGUCCUUUGAGGGUAUGCUGCUGUUCUACACUGACUUCAUGGGGGAGGUAGUGUUUGAGGGAGACCCCAAAGCACCCCAUGACUCUGAAGCCUACCAACGCUACAAUGCUGGGGUCAGCAUGGGCUGCUGGGGCAUGUGCAUCUAUGCAUUCAGUGCUGCCUUUUACUCAGCCAUUUUGGAGAAGUUGGAGGAACGUUUCUCCCUCCGCUCUCUCUAUUUCUUUGCCUACCUGGUGUUUGGCCUUGGCACAGGCCUUGCUACGCUCUCCACCAACAUUUAUGUGGUGCUGUUUCUCUGUAUCACCUAUGGGGUUUUAUUCUCCACUCUAUGCACGCUACCUUACUCUCUGCUGUGUGAAUACUACCAGAGCCCGCAGUUCUGUGGAUCAUCAGAGGAAGGCACCAGGAGAGGAAUGGGGGUGGACAUCUCUCUGCUCAGCUGCCAGUACUUCCUGGCUCAGAUCAUAGUGUCCGUGUCGAUGGGACCUCUGACCUCACUGGUAGGUGGGGCCCAGGGAGUGAUGUACUUUUCCAGCGUGAUGUCAUUCGUGGGCUGUCUGUACUCCUCCCUCUGCGUGGUGUACCAUCUGCCCCCCCCUGAGGGUGAGCCUUCCGGAAGCGAGACCCAGCCACUACUUGUGCACAUUUAGCCCCCCUCACUGCUCUACACUCUCGCACUGCAGUCACAACACACACUGCAUAUAGUCUACACACUGUCACUUUCUCAUACUGCUCAGCAUAGCUCCUCUCAAGAGCUUAGACUGACAAGACACAUUGGCCACUGUUAUCAGUAUGUUGGAUAGUGUGUCCAUGCAUUUCUUUCUGCUCAUUUCCACUAAAAUAUGUGAUGUUGAUGGCGUGUCUGUGUGUGCAUGCCUGAUUAUUCUGCUGUCAGUAGCCUUUUUCUUCAUUACUACUUCUUGAUUUUGAUGUUAGGUUUAGGCUGCUGCCCACCAAAUAUAAAAUACGUAUAGCCUCUACAUCCCCUAUUAUUAAUGAAAACUAUGUUUGAGGGUUCAUUGUUUUGGUCUUGUCUAAUAUCUGCUUGCGCUGUAGCCUCCUGUUUUCAUCUCAUGGCCAAGAGAAUGUAUACCUACCUGUUUCUCUGAGUUAGCACAUCCCCCUGUAGGCAGGUUUAGGGACUGUCUGAGUCACCAAUGACCUUUGCUUGAAGCCCUAAAUUCAUGUAAAAGCACAGUAACACAUCUACUGUACAUCUACACACAGACACACGAUACAACACACACACGCCAUAUAGUACUGCAUUCACUCGGUUUGCACUAUGUGAACAUUAGAGCCAAGCAUGUGCCCUCCUCUGAUCAGGUUUACAUCUUUCUCACCAGUCAACCAGAUUAUUAUGGUCAUUAUUUACCAUUUUGACUUGACAGUCACCAAUGCGUUCACAAACAUACACACAGACAAACCCUUUACUAAGCCAUGGACUUCAAUCUGACCUGUCACUCAGCUACUGGUGUGACCGUUGUAAUGAGUGAUUCUUGUCAUUACCAGGAAGAGAAGUUGAAACUGGGGUGUGAUUCGGCAUUCCAUCAGAAACCGAACAAAAAAGAACAACAAAUCUGUUGUUUGGUGGCAAGAAAUAAUUCAAGAAAAUACAUGUGAACUAUGCUAUCGAUGAUGGAGCUGGACAACUUUGAGGGAAGAAUUUUGGGUUCAUUUUUGCCAACAGCAAGUGCUUAUUUUCACCACUAGGGUGCAUGCUUUAGUGUUUAGGCUUGUUUCACCACACUAUACCCAAACUGGCUCACUGGAGUGAUCCUCUCACAUUUGGGAUAGUUAUCCAGUCUCCUCACACACCACACUCAAUCAUUCAUUUAGAUUCUAUACAGCUGAAAUAACAGUUCGUCUUCCAUGUUCACCAAGCAGCCAAUGAAAACAUUGGUGAAAUCAUAAUUACUUUUCAAUUUAAAAAAAUAAUAAUCUGGGACAGGCUAAAAUAGCUUGCUUGGCAUUGCUUGCCUUGGACAUCACAAUGUAAUUUACACUUUUUUAAUGAAUUGUCAAAACUCAUGCCUGCAUGAGUCACCUAUAGCUGGUGAUGGCUCAGCAGAAUGUUGAUCAGGGUCUCCCACUAAAGCCUCCCUAACAGACUGGACACAUGCCAUGAUGAUGUCAUGUGUCAGGCUGGUUUCUUGUGAGGAAACAGGACCUGUAUGGAGGACCAUCAUCCUGUUCCAACUUGCUUCAAUUCAACAAAAUAACAUUUCUAGUAUUUUACAAUAAAAUGUGUCUUCUGAUGGUUCUUUUUCAUCCGUAAUUCCAAUAUUAUAUUACUGUAACAGCUACUUAACCUCAGGGUAGAAUUCAAUUAAAAUAACCAUUUUGACUUUU